Messenger RNA from Ustilaginoidea virens, 306 nucleotides. RefSeq lists its product as uncharacterized. Bases 1 to 306 code for a protein of 101 amino acids. The transcript has 2 exons. NCBI's taxonomy places the organism in Eukaryota, Fungi, Ascomycota, Sordariomycetes, Hypocreales, Clavicipitaceae. The record is from RefSeq and is a predicted model, not a curated record.
AUGGGGGUUUGCGACGUAGGGGAACGGCCCAUUGCCAAGGCAAUGCCAUUGGUAUUCUCCGUACUCCGUGUUUCUGGUCCUUUGCAAGUUCAACUACAAUCAAGCACGGAACGGCCCAAGAGAAUUGGGUGGUUUUUUUCUUUUCGAAAAAGACGAAGACAAAAAGAAAGAAAGCUGCGUGGGCCGAACCUAGUGCACUGCAACCCUGGCUUAUUUUAUUAUUUUAUCCCGGGAAAGUGCUUCAACAACGAUCCUCUGUCGUGCAACCAUGUGAACCCCGCAAAAGUGUCUGCGACAAGAUUCUGA